Molecule: messenger RNA, 1876 nt
Organism: Styela clava
Lineage: Eukaryota; Metazoa; Chordata; Ascidiacea; Stolidobranchia; Styelidae
Product: sialin-like
Biological process (GO): transmembrane transport; monoatomic anion transport
Cellular component (GO): apical plasma membrane
Molecular function (GO): transmembrane transporter activity
Source: RefSeq, a predicted model, not a curated record
CAAAUUAUGAAAUUGAUAAUUCAAAUAGUAUGAUUCUCUUAAUACAGUAACAAUUUUAUAAAGUACAAUAUUGGCAUUGUCUUCAACUGUGUUGUACAGAAGAUUUCACGAUGAACGUUUGUAUAGAAAACGCAAACCAGAAAAUUCAGGUUUGGUGCAAGUGCUUUCCUGCAAGAUCGAUUGUGCUUGUGAUGAAUUUCUUUGCCACAUUCUGCUUGUAUGUCUUACGAAUGAACUUGAGCGCAGCCAUCGUUGGCAUGGUCGACUACGAAAAGCUGAACGCUAUUAGGAGGAACUUCCAGUCCAAUUUGAGUUUACAAAAUGAAAGUCGGCUGCAGAAUGAAUCUCUACAAUUCACGUAUUCAACAUGUGAACAUGCUUAUUAUGAUGAUAAAGAAGAUAUCAAAACGUCAGCUGUAGUAGAAGGUAAAAAGUUUUUAUGGGAUGAAAAUAUGCAAGGAUUGGCAUUGGGAGCUUAUUUCUAUGGAUACGUAUGUUCACAGGUCAUUGGAUCAUGGAUUGCGCGAAAAGUUGGACGAGUUAAAGUGAUGGGAUUUUCAGUUCUUGCUGCAUCGUUGUGUACAAUUCUCACACCAGCAGCUCUUGAGAUAGGAUUUGAGAUGUUUGUAAUAGCGAGAAUUGCUAUUGGUUUAUUCUCGGGAGUUAUUUACCCAUUGGUGUAUGCGAUGUGGACAAUGUGGGCGCCGCCAGCUGAAAGAGGCAUGCUGAUGGGACUCAAUUUUUCGGGGGCAGCAAUCGGUGUAAUAGCAACUUUACCAAUUUCUGGCUGGUUGACGACAACCUUCGGUUGGCAGUCGGCGUUUUAUGUAACAGGUUCAAUUGGGUGCGUAUGGUCUCUUUUGUGGUUGAUCCUGAUAUACGAUUCUCCCUCAGAACAUCCGAGAAUUUCAGAAAAAGAGAAGAAUUUUAUACAGAACGCACUUGGACAUAAUAGAGACGGCAAAGCAAAGAGAGAGCGAUCGAGACCGGUGCCGUGGAAGUCAAUUUUUGGGUCGUUUCGCAUAUGGGUCGCAUUUUCUGUAUUCUUUUGCUCAGAUGUUCUUCUGUUCGUGUUCUUGACAUUACUUCCUACAUAUCUCAGAACUGUCAUGAAGUUCGACAUUACAGCGAGCGCAGGAUUGAGUGCAAUUCCUUACAUUGCAAAGUUCGUUCUCUACAUAUGUGCAGGAUUUUGUGCAAAGCGACUGAUUUCAAUGGGAGUGAAAGUCAUCUAUGUUCGAAAACUAUUUCAGUCGUUAGGUAUGUUUAUUCCUGGACUCGCAUUGAUCCUCGCGGCCUAUGUAAAAUGCAGCAUUCCACUCGUCAUGCUGGCUUUCACCUUGUGCGUUGGGAUGGAAGCGGUCACUACUCCUGGUAUCAAAGUUACAAUAAUUGAAAUGGCGCCAUCUUUUGGAGGAAUAAUUUUUUCAGUUGCAAACACAAUUUCAUCGACUUCAGGUUUCAUUGCACCGCAAAUAGCAGGCCUAUUACGAACAGCUUACCAAGACGAUCCGAUACAAGGAUGGAGAGCAUUGUUCUGGUUAUCAACAGCGAUAAUCUUCUUGGGCGGAAUUUCAUUUCUGCUAUUCGGCACCGUAGAAGUUCAGGAAUGGGCAAAGUCAAAAGAUGAAGAAGAGAACGCCUCAGAAAAAAAUGAAAACGAAAAGUUGGAUACUGAACCCGUCGUCUAACUUAAAAAAAUCAACUGAAAUACACCACAAUACAAAUUUUUGAUUUAUAAUGAAUAUUCAUCAGAAAAUUGUUGGCGAAGAAAUAAAUUAAUUUGAUAACUGUCAAAGUAAAGAAACUUUGUAUUUCUCGAUAUUUAUGUUUAUUGGUACUAUUUAUUAAAAUUAUAGGCAACAGCAUCAAUUUA